Messenger RNA from Phyllopteryx taeniolatus (common seadragon), 3348 nucleotides. It is a transcript of the gene trib1, whose product is annotated as tribbles pseudokinase 1. Gene Ontology annotation, cellular component: nucleus. The coding region runs from base 216 to 1268 and encodes 350 amino acids. Gene Ontology annotation, biological process: positive regulation of proteasomal ubiquitin-dependent protein catabolic process; regulation of MAP kinase activity; protein phosphorylation. The record is from RefSeq and is a predicted model, not a curated record. Lineage: Eukaryota; Metazoa; Chordata; Actinopteri; Syngnathiformes; Syngnathidae. Gene Ontology annotation, molecular function: ATP binding; protein kinase activity; mitogen-activated protein kinase kinase binding. The transcript has 3 exons.
CCUCUCACUCACUCGCCGCCUCUCUCUCGGGCCGUGAGGCGCUCUCUACCUCCACCUCAAACCUUCUCACCCCCCCCCGGUAAAAAAAAAAAAAAACCCAAAAAAAAACAACAACAUCAACAACAACUCGGAAUUAGCAGCAGCCUGCAAAUGGAUAGCGAGAAGACUGUACUGUAAACCAACCCAGCGACCUCCACCUCCACUCACAAGCCGGGAUGAGCGUCCCGUGGAGCGGCGCUGCGCCCGCCUGCGUGCGCCCGGCCGGGGCGGCGCACAAGCGGCUCGACUCGGACUCGGAGGCGCCGCGGCCUCCGGCCAAGCGCGCCCGGAGGCUGAGCAGCGAGACCGGGGACGCGCACGGAGGACUCCUCGGCGGCACGGCGGCGACCGCGACCGCGACCGCCGUCACGCAGCGGGGACCCUCCAGGAUCGGGCCGUUCCUGCUGGUGCCCGCCGCGGCCGAGCGCGACGGCGUGCACUGCCGCGCCGUGCACGUCCACACCGGCGACGAGCUUCUGUGCAAGGUGUUCAGCAUGGCGGACUACCAGCGGAAGAUCCGAGCCUACUGGGCGGCGCCGCCCCACCCGGGCGUGUCGGCCGUCCGGGAGGUGAUCCUGGGCGAGCGCGAGGCCUACGUCUUCCUGGAUCGGGACUUCGGCGACAUGCACGCGCUGGUGAAGAGCCGACGGCGGCUGGACGAGGCGCGGGCGCGGCCGCUCUUCCGGCAGAUGGCGCAGGCGGUGGCGCACUGCCACCUGGCGGGCGUCGUGCUGGGCGACCUCAAGCUGCGCAAGUUUGUCUUCGCCGACGAAAACAGGACCCAAGUGCGACUGGAGAGCCUGGAGGACUGCCGCGUCCUGGAGGACCCGCGGGACGACGCCAUGUGCGACACCCACGGCUGCCCCGCCUACGUCAGCCCGGAGAUCCUCAGCGGGGCGGCGCCCUACUCGGGCAAGAUGGCCGACAUGUGGAGCCUGGGCGUGGUGCUGUACACCAUGCUGGCGGGCCGCUACCCUUUCCACGACGCCGACCCGGCCGCGCUGUUCUCCAAGAUCCGCCGGGGACACUGUUGCCUUCCCGAGGGAAUCUCGCCCGGGGCCCGCUGCCUGGUCCAGAGCCUUCUGAGGAAGGAGCCCGGUGAGAGACUCACGGCUUCCGAAUUGCUGGCGCACCCGUGGUUCCGACGCCAGACGGUGGAAUGCAGCCCGGCAGAGCAGACGGUGCCGUCUUUUGACGUGGAGGACGACGACGACCAUCUGCUCUGCUGACCAAGAAUGGACCCACCUGUGUACAGUGAACCCCCACUAUCGGCGGGGAUAAGGAAAAUCUGCAAGUAAUUGACGCCCGGCCCCAAAGGGGUUAGUAAUGGAGUAUGGAUGCGGCAAAGCACUUAAAACAGAGAGGAUCAUAAACUAUCAACACCAUACUUCAAUCAUGAAACAUCAAUAGUAUUAGCUAGCAUACUAGCCGAAAUACCACCUAGCGCAAACUGAUCACACAUGGGCAAACAAAUAUUUGCACUAGCACUUUACACAAACGCUAUUAGUCAUUAAACUCGCCUUUUGGCAUUUACACACAAUAAUGAACGUUAGGGAAAACAGGCAAAGUGUAACGGCGAAGGAGACGGCACGGGUUAUGAGGAGCUGCAUCAGGAGAGAAGCAGGAAAAUACUUUCAGUUUUGUCUGUGCACAAGGUGCAUUCAAGCACCAAACAACGAAACGUCUCAAAUGCAGACCGAAAAAAAAAAUACGUAAACCUAACGACAAUACCGAGACUCCGCCAGAUGGCGCCAAAGCAAUACUUUAAUUGCUUUGGCUGACUAGCCGAGAUUUUCAGUAAAUAACGGAGGAUGGUUUCCCCCACGAGAUCAGCGAAUAAGCCAAUUUGCGAAUGCCGAACCACGAAUACGCAGGGGUUCACUGUACUGUGUCUGUGUACUGUAUGGGCAUUUGUUUUUCUAUUGUUGGUGCUAAGACGGACUAGCCAAGACCUCAAGCUACGCUUCGCCGUCGUAACAGAUGGCGUCAAAACUCGCCUCACGCUGACUGACACCCACGACGACGGCCGAUAGGACGGAGAGUCUUUUCAAUACAACAAAGUGCAUCCAAAACCAAAGAACCGUAAGAACCGUCAUAGCAAUCUGCACAAAUUUCAUGGCUAGAAAUAAAAAACACAGCUAGUGUUUUAUAUUCAAAAUAUAGAACGAAAUAAUUCUUUGUUUUUGUAUUUAAAACAAGCAAAAAACACUAAUUUGGUUGUUUUUUGGAUACAUUUUUUUUUUUUUUUUUUUGAAACAAGUCUUUGAUUUGUAUUGUGGGUGCUAAGUGUGAAUAGCCAAGCGCUCGCGCUACGCUCGGCUGGCUCAACAGAUGGCGGCGGCGGAACUCGUCCGCCUGGCGAUCGCAGAUGUGUCGCACUCAUUGACACACAAAAACGAUGGACGACAGCACCCACAAAGACUUUUAAAUUCAACACAAAUUGCCAUUAAAGCCAUCAUGGCGAUCCCCGGCCAAAAAUCAUCAAUGGAAGAAUAUAUAUAUAUAUAUAUAUAUAUUUCGAUCACAUUUACACUUAUUUUUAAGUUUGGGGUUAAAAUUUAUUUUAUUUUCAGAGACAUGACCAAAUGUUUUUUUGAUUUUCAUCCAAAAUACAAAGAAAAAUAAUUUAUGUGGUGUUUUGGAUUCUAAGUGAUUUAUUUUUAUUUUUAUGCCAAACAAAAUCAUUAGCGUUCCCUGGAUAAGAAAAAAAUAAAAACCAAAAUUUUAUUCAAAACACACAUUUUUUUUUGUCUGCAUUUCGCAUAAAGAUUUUUUAAAUGUUUAUUUAAAACAAAAGCCAAAUAUUUGUGUUGUUGUUGUAGACACCUGCUUUUUUUUGUUAGACAGCGACGUUGACUGUGAGCAACAUCGGCAGCGACAGCGAAGCUAUUUGAUUGGCCGAUUAUUAAGCGGUACGAUCUUCCGGCAAAGCGACAUCAAUGAGGACGAGCCGCGCAUUUUGUUGUUUUUAAGUUGCGAUCCGAUAACUAACAAGAGUGUCACUCGCGAGGACGUAAACACGCAGCGGACAACGGUACGACCAAUCCAGCAUUUUGUCUUCGAUAACUUGUAAAAAAUGUUUUUAAUGUUGAAUGCAAAGAGACGUGAGAAAAUCUGCAGAUUUUUUUUUAAAGUGAUUUUAGUUGCUUCAGAUGCAGUCAAUGAAGUGCGCGCGUGUGUGUGUGUGACAACUCGGCAGCAAAUAAAUCACGAUUAAAAUAUAUUCAUCCUCUAAGGAGAAACACAUGUAAAUAUUUGUAUAUUUCAAAUGAGUGACAUUGAUGAAUAAAGAUGUUUUUUUUUUCAAAA